ACAGAACCGCUAACAUGGGUCAGAGGGUGGACAAGAUGCAGGACGAGGAGUCGCGCAACGGCCGGGAGGGCGUGGCGUCCGCCCCGGGAGCUUCCCCCGGGUCGGGGGAGCAUUCGGAUCCCCAAACGGAGCGGCCAAUCGGGCAUCUCGCUCCGAGGGACGGACCUGUGGUGGGUGGAGACGGGGAGGGUCGGCAGGACGCCGCUACGGCUGAGGACUCAAAAUGUGCUCUGAACUUCGGCGAGACCAGAUCGGAGAAGCUUCCGGCCUGCGACGCCUCUUGGGCUAUGGAGGCCAGCGGGAACAGAUGGCACGGUGAAGAUAUGUGCAGACCUCCGGACGAGGAGGACUUUGCGCUUCAAACAGAAGCGGGUCAAUCGCCCGUUAAGGAUGGAGACGAGGUCGACGCCGCGGUCGGAAAAAGCCGAGGGCAAGUCGCCCAGGACGGGUUUGCCGGCGCGGUCUCAAAAAGGCUGAAGGCUGCGCCGGUCACUCCUCCACCGUCGGAGAAAGAAUUACAGCUGUCGGAGGAGAAGGCGAAAAGCAAAGGUCCGCCUCCGCCGGUUCCCAAAAAACCGCCAAAGCCCUUCAUCAAGCUCAAAACGGCUCAGCUGAUGUCCGCCGAGAGACGAGGCAAAGAUCACCUCCGUUCCGAAGAGAGGGCCAGGAGGAGACACACCGUGGACCUUCAAAAAGGCUUCCUCACGGGCGGCGCCACCAAUCAGGACAUGUGCCCCUUGUGGGACGAGAGGAACGCCUCGCGCUCCGACGUACGUCGUCGCUCGGUAGAGUUUGGUUCUUGGCCGCGGGACCGCACGGACAACGACUACGGAGGCUUGGUGGACUUUGAGUACUGCGCCCGAGUGGCGCAGUUGUCUCCUGACGAAGAUCCCGUCGACUUGGACAUGGUGCGGAGGAGAGUUUUCCUGGAGAGACGCAAUCUGUCUGAAAAAGCAGCAGCGCCGCCGCCGCCGCCACCGAUUGCGUCAAAGCCCCGAAAUCCCUUUGCAGACCAGGAAAGCCAAGAACCUUUGAGACGAGCGCUUCCGCCCGAAAGGACGGACCCGCGAAACAAUUCCACCGACUGGCGACCGGACGGCGACAAAGCCGAUUCCUACAAGCCGGUGUCCGAACUGGUCAAGGAAAGCGUCAGGAGAAGUCAGGAGGACCGAGUUCGAGCGGAAGGGGCCAAAAGCCAGGCCAAGGUGCUGGAGCGCAACCCCAGCGUCAAAGUGUCCCAGAUGAAGAACGCCUUUGACGUCCCGAAGAAAUCCAAGGAGAGGGCGCGAGAAAAUCAACCGUCUCCCAAAAAAGACAUGUUGCGGCGGGUUGUGCGACAGAGCAAGUUCCGCCACGUCUUCGGCCAGGCGCUGAGGAACGACCAGUGCUACGACGACAUCCGCGUCUCUCGGGUCACAUGGGACAGCUCCUUCUGCGCCGUCAACCCCAAGUUUGUGGCCAUCAUCAUCGAGGCCAGCGGCGGCGGCGCUUUCCUCGUCCUGCCUUUGCACAAGACGGGCCGCAUCGACAAGGUGUUCCCCACCGUGUGCGGUCACACGGGUCCGGUGCUGGACAUCGACUGGUGCCCCCACAAUGACCUGGUCAUCGCCAGCGGCUCCGAGGACUGCACCGUCAUGGUUUGGCAGAUCCCCGAGAACGGCCUGGAGUCCCCCCUCUCUGAGGCCGUGGUGGUUCUGGAGGGCCACUCCAAGAGGGUGGGCAUUGUGUCUUGGCACCCCACCGCUCGCAACGUUCUUCUCAGCGCCGGGUGCGACAACCAGGUGAUCAUCUGGAACGUGGGCACCGGCGAGGCCAUGAUCACCCUGGACGACAUGCACCCCGACGUGAUCUUCAGCGUCAGCUGGAGCCGCAACGGCAGCCUACUGUGCACCGCCUGCAAGGACAAGAAGGUCCGCGUGGUGGACCCGCGCAAGAAGAAGAUUGUGGCGGAGAAGGACAAAGCCCACGAGGGAGCUCGGCCAAUGCGAGCAAUCUUCCUAGCAGACGGAAAGAUCUUCACCACCGGAUUCAGCCGCAUGAGCGAGCGCCAGCUCGCGCUCUGGAAAACCGACAACAUGGAGGAGCCCAUUUGCGUUCAGGAGAUGGAUUCCAGCAACGGAGUCCUGCUGCCCUUCUUUGACCCGGACACCAACAUCGUGUACCUUUGCGGAAAGGGCGACAGCAGCAUUCGCUACUUUGAGAUCACGGACGAGGCUCCGUACGUGCACUACCUCAACACCUUCACCACCAAGGAGCCGCAGAGGGGCAUGGGCUACAUGCCCAAGCGCGGGCUGGAUGUCAACAAAUGUGAAAUUGCCAGGUUCUACAAAUUACAGGAGAGGAAAUGUGAACCGAUCAUCAUGACCGUCCCUCGGAAGUCGGACCUGUUCCAGGACGACCUGUACCCGGACACGGCGGGGCCCGACCCCGCCCUGGAGGCGGAAGAGUGGUUCGCCGGCAAGAACGGCGGCCCGGUCCUCAUCUCGCUCAAAGACGGCUACGUGCCCACCAAGAGCCGAGACCUCAAAGUGGUCAAAGCCAACAUCCUGGACGGCAAAGCUGCCGCCACCGCCAAGAGCGAAAACGCCGCCAACGUCCAGAAGAACCUUACGUCUCACGCUCCCGCGCAGCCGGCGACGCAAAAGAUGGAAGACAAACUGGAAGAGGUUCUCCGAGAGUUCAAGUCUCUGCGGGACCGCGUCAUCCUGCAGGACCGGCGUAUCGCCAGACUGGAAGAGCAGGUCGCCAAGGUUGCCAUGUAAGUCCCCCAGCUCACCCCCCCCCCCCCCCCCCCCUUCGCUGGACCCAAUUUGGAGCCGCCAGGCAGGCCAACAUUCCAAGAUGAACUUUUUCUUCCAUUUCCCAACGCCCGCCCGCCCCUUCUUCUUCUUCUCUCCACUCCUCCACACGCUUAGACACACAGACGGAAAAGAAAGAGUCUUAAUGUCAUGUGCCGUUUGUGUAGCAUCAGUAUUUCCUCUCAUCUUCCGUGUUGCCAAAUAUUACUCGUGUGCAGUUUCAUGCACUUAUUUUUUUUUUUUUGCAUUUUCUGUCCUGUUGUACGUACAUUCCAGGUAGACCUUUUUUUUUAAAGCAACCUUUUUGUCCAUCAAUGAAUGUGGAAGAACUUGAAACGUGUAAGAAAUGUCACAUUGGGGGCUUUUCGCCAGGUGGGCGGCGGGGGCGGGGCUUGCAUAUCCGGUGUAAAAUGUCGUGCAAAUUGUAGUGAUGCCUCUUGUCGCUCGCUCGCGCAGUCGGUCGGUGUGGAUCUUUGCGGAGUCCAAACUAAAGUCAAGCCAAUUUGGGGGGUUGGGACGAGGAAGCCCUCGCUCGCUCGCACCCCGUUUGGUCGGUUUGUGUUUCACGCCACCGCCGCUGAUGAUGAUGAUGACUUCUGUGCACAUAAUAAAGAUUUUACACUCAAAAAGUGA
Molecule: messenger RNA, 3431 nt
Organism: Syngnathus typhle (broad-nosed pipefish)
Lineage: Eukaryota; Metazoa; Chordata; Actinopteri; Syngnathiformes; Syngnathidae
Gene: coro1cb
Product: coronin, actin binding protein, 1Cb
Exons: 11
Coding region: 15-2762 (915 amino acids)
Biological process (GO): actin filament organization; cell migration
Molecular function (GO): actin filament binding
Source: RefSeq, a predicted model, not a curated record